Molecule: messenger RNA, 405 nt
Organism: Lolium rigidum
Lineage: Eukaryota; Viridiplantae; Streptophyta; Magnoliopsida; Poales; Poaceae
Product: two-component response regulator ORR42-like
Exons: 2
Coding region: 1-405 (134 amino acids)
Biological process (GO): phosphorelay signal transduction system
Source: RefSeq, a predicted model, not a curated record
AUGACGACUUCCACCGUCCAAGGAUCCCCCGUGAAGGCCCUUAUUGUGGAGGAUACGCCUGUUCAUGCAUUUAUUCUCUCCACCAUCCUGCGGAAGUUCCACUGUGAGAUUACUGUGGCUGAAAAUGGGAACGAAGCUGUGCAACUGUUUCUCGAGGGAAAGAAGUUUGACAUUAUAUUUUGUGACAAGGAAAUGACAGUAAUGUCCGGUCCUGAGGCCAUUGAGAAGAUCCGUGCUUUGGGAGAAUGUCAUGUGAAGAUUGUUGGAGUAUCAGCCGGUUAUGAUCUCGAACAAUCAUUCAUGAGCGCUGGUGCUGAUAUAUUUCUGCCCAAACCAAUGAAGUUUGAAGUUGUCGGGCCUAUUAUUCAGGAGGUCAUGAAUAAGAAGAAUAAUUCCAUGGUCUAA